Molecule: messenger RNA, 1110 nt
Organism: Sphenostylis stenocarpa
Lineage: Eukaryota; Viridiplantae; Streptophyta; Magnoliopsida; Fabales; Fabaceae
Source: the annotation of a GenBank genome assembly
AUGGAAGCUAAUUUGAAAGAUAAAAAGCAUUUAGAUGGAUUAGUGUUGAAUUGGGGCGACAAAUUUGGAAGGUGCAAUGAAAAUGAGGACUCAAUAAUAGAAAGAAAAGUGUUGGAGGCUCUUCAACCAAAUGAAAAUUUAAAAAAGCUUUCUGUUUUACGUUACGAUGGAACUAGCUUUCCAAGUUGGUUUGGAGGUUCUCAUUUGCUUAAUUUAGUGUCCAUUGUCUUGACCGAAAGCAAAUUCUGCUUUAUCUUGCCACCGUUUGGGCAACUUCCCUCGCUGAAGGAGCUUUCCAUAUCAUGCUUUUAUGGAAUAGAGGUUAUUGGUCCUGAGUUUUGUGGUAAUGAUUCCUCAAAUAUUCCUUUUAGAUCUCUUGAAAUUUUGAAAUUUGAGGAAAUGAGUGCAUGGAAAGAAUGGUGUAGUUUUCAAGGUCACAGUGGGGAAGAUCAAUGUUUGUCUUAUCUUAAAGAGCUUUGUGUGAAGCGUUGUCCUUUAUUGAGAAGGACCCUACCUCCACACCUUCCUUCUCUCCAAAAAUUGGUAAUUUGUGAAUGCCAACACUUGGAGAGUUCAAUUCCCAAGGCUACUAGUAUUCAUGAGAUUAAGUUGGGUGGGUGUGAAAAAGUUUUACUAAACAAUUUACCUACCAACUUGAAAAAGGUAACAAUUCAAGGAACUUGCAUCAUUCAGUCCUGGCUCCAGCAAAUUAUUGUUAACAAUGUCUUCCUUAAAGUGUUGAAAAUACAUGACUUUCAUGGUCCAAGUCUAAAAUGGUUCUCUUUGGAUUUGCAUAAAUAUGAUUUUCUGGACACUAUCUCCGUAACAAGAUGGUACUCUUCCUCUUUUCCUUUUGCACUACACUUGUUUUCCAAUCUUCAUUCUCUACUUUUUCAUGAUUGUCCACAUCUUGAGUCAUUUCCUAAGGGAGGUUUGCCUUUGAGCCUGCGAAAACUCGAAAUUGAGGAAUGCCCUAAGCUGAUUGCUUCUAGGGAGGAGUGGGGAUUGUUCAAGCUUCAUUCUCUCAAAGAGUUUAGUGUUAGUGGUGACUUUGAAAGCGAAGAGUCUUUCCCUGAGGAUAGGUUGCUACCACCCUCUCUUACUGAGUAA